UUAAGAAAUCUGCUAAUGGUACUCUUUUUUUUUUUUUUUGCAUACCAAAGUACUUUCUAUGCCAUUCCACUUCGUACCCAGACAGCUCUGCAAGUCCUAACUAUCUCUCUGUCAUGGUCAGACUGGUUUUUCUUUCUUGUAAUUUAUCCCUUUUUUUCCCCCAGUGGGCUAUUCAUUACCAUUCACGACAAGGGACAUAUUGCCACAAUGCUGAACUCAUGGCCUGAAGAAAACAUAAAGGCUAUUGUGGUGACCGAUGGAGAAAGAAUUUUAGGCUUGGGUGAUCUAGGAAGCUACGGGAUGGGCAUCCCAGUAGGAAAGCUUGCGCUCUACACCGCUUGUGGUGGCGUUCACCCCCAGCAGUGCCUCCCUGUUCUUCUAGAUGUUGGCACAGACAAUGAGGCGCUCCUGAAUGACCCACUCUACAUUGGCCUAAAGCAUAAGAGGGUUCGUGGGAAACAGUAUGAUGACUUGGUGGAUGAGUUCAUGCAAGCAGUUGCUAACAAGUAUGGAAUGAAUUGCCUUAUUCAGUUUGAAGACUUUGCAAAUGCCAACGCAUUCCGGCUUCUCAACAAAUACCGCAACCGCUAUUGCACUUUCAAUGAUGACAUUCAGGGUAAGAGUUCCAAGUAUUCAUUUAUGAGAUUGCAUGGAGUUUUCUGUAAAGCUCCUUUGCAGCUGAUUCUUUGUCAACAUGUUCUACUUACCUCUGAAGUUCUUCUGGACCUCCCCUGGAGGAAAUUUGCAAGGGAUAAGCAGAGGUGUUACUUUGUUUUUGUUGAGUGACAUAUUCUGGCAAUUCAUCCCAGCCUUGAGUAAAGUUCCAUAGAGAUAUUUGGAGAUGUUCUUUACAACAGGAGGCAGCAAGUUAUAAAAACC
Messenger RNA from Python bivittatus (Burmese python), 879 nucleotides. The record is from RefSeq and is a predicted model, not a curated record. NCBI's taxonomy places the organism in Eukaryota, Metazoa, Chordata, Lepidosauria, Squamata, Pythonidae.